Talaromyces atroroseus is the source of this 1605-nucleotide messenger RNA. RefSeq lists its product as hypothetical. Gene Ontology annotation, molecular function: carbohydrate:proton symporter activity. NCBI's taxonomy places the organism in Eukaryota, Fungi, Ascomycota, Eurotiomycetes, Eurotiales, Trichocomaceae. The record is from RefSeq and is a predicted model, not a curated record. The transcript is spliced from 2 exons. Gene Ontology annotation, biological process: carbohydrate transport; transmembrane transport. Gene Ontology annotation, cellular component: membrane. The coding region runs from base 1 to 1605 and encodes 534 amino acids.
AUGGCCUCGUCCGAAUUCAACCUCGAAAAGUCCGCGGCCACUCAUGUAGAGACCACCCUCGGCAGCGGCGCCAUCACCGAGGCCAAACAGGCCUCAGACGAAGAGCACUCGCAGACCCUCUUCCAGGCGCUCAGUGCCAAUCGGAAGGCCGUGAUGUGGUCCAUGCUCAUUUCUCUUUCGAUUGUCAUGGAAGGCUACGACAUAUCCUUGAUAGGCAAUUUCUAUGCCUAUCCACAAUUUGUCCGGAAAUAUGGCCAUGACUAUGGGGGCUCGGUGGGAUGGCAGGUCUCUGCGCCCUGGCAGUCUGCACUGAGUCUGUCUAGUACAGUUGGGACGAUAUUCGGCGGCCUAUUGAACGGUUACCUGACUUCGGUCGUCGGCUAUCGAUGGGUUAUGAUUACUGCUCUCGGCUUAAUAAACGGCUUGCUUUUUAUUGUCUUCUUUGCGCCUUCAGACGGAGUUCUAGUCGCCGGUGAACUUCUCUGUGGCUUGGCAUGGGGGGUCUUCGCUAUCGUCGGUCCUGCGUACGCGUCAGAAGUGUGUCCAACCAAUCUCCGUGGCUACCUCACAAUCUAUGUCAAUCUGUGCUGGGCAAUUGGCCAGUUUAUAGCUGCCGGCGUCGUGGAAGGGCUAGUAAAUGUGCAAAGUCAGUGGUCAUAUCGUGUCCCCUUUGCAGUACAAUGGGCAUGGCCGCUGCCCUUGAUGAUCGUCUGCUAUUUUGCUCCAGAAUCACCCUGGUAUCUGGUUCGACAUGAUCGUUUAGAAGAAGCAAAGCGCUCCUUACGGCGCCUUGCAGGAGACAAAACAGAAGACCAGAUCAAUGGUCAACUGGCAAUGAUAGUGCAUACGGCUAAGAUCGAGUCCUCAUUUGAGGAGGGGGCCAGUUAUUUGGAUUGCUUUCGAGGAACCGACCUGCGCCGCACUGAGAUCUGCUGCAUGGCGUUUUGCGGUCAGAUUCUGUCGGGCAGCACAUUUGCUUACUCACCGACUUAUUUCUUUACAACUGCAGGCAUGAACACCAGCCAUGCCUAUCAGCUGAACCUUGGCGAUACCGCCAUCGCAUUUGUCGGCACUAUUUGCUCCUGGUGGUUGAUCACCCACUUUGGCCGGCGCACACUUUACGUUACCGGACAGGGGAUCUUAUGUACGACAUUGUUUAUUGUUGGAAUCAUUAAUUGCGCCUCGAGCGCAACAGGGGCCGUGUGGGCAGAAGCCGGCUUGUGCAUAUUCUGGCUACUGGUGUACUCGCUCACCGUGGGACCGAUUGCCUAUGCUAUCGUUGCUGAAACUUCCUCAGUGCGUUUACGCAGUCUGACGGUCUCCGUGGCUCGAGUGACUUAUCAGAUUGUCAACGUUGUGAGCCAGGUUCUUGAGCCAUACUUCAUGAACCCAACCGCCUGGAAUGCCUCGGGCAAGACCGGGUUCUUUUGGGGUGGCACGGCGCUCUUGACCUUUAUAUGGGCCUACUUUCGUCUUCCAGAAGCAAAAGGUAGAACAUAUGAAGAGCUAGAUAUUCUAUUCGCUCGAAAAAUUAGUGCUAGGAAGUUUGCCUCUGAAGAAGUGGAUGCUUAUGCUAGUGAGCCGAUUGUCAGUACGAAGGAGUAG